AUGGAAAGCUCGUUCACCAGUGUGAUACCACAAUCGGAGCCGAAUGACAUUGGAGGUACACCGGUGGUUAUCCAGCAGUAUGCGAGAUACUCGUCUACGUUGGAGCCGGGGUUACAGAGUGGCUCUUCAAUAGGGAGCGCCCGCAGUCGAUUAGGAGCGUCAAAGUCUCCUCCCCUACAUCGCAAAGCGACUCCUCGCAGUCUGCAAUCUUCCCCUACUGGUUUACGGCCAGUCGUUCCUGCGACGUCGGCUACGCGCUCAGGGCCCUCGAUGUCUCCUCCAGUUUAUGAUACCAUUCGUCAGCGACAGGCUAGGGAGCCGAUGGAUCAGGCAGUCUCGCGGGGCCUGCCCUCUCGUGACAUUCGAGAUGAAACUAUCGACGAUGCCUACGUGACGUUCAUUCUUUAUUGUAACCCAAACGUUCCAAUGUCCGCAGACACCACCGAGCUUCGAAAGACUUUCCGAUCUCCGCCUCGGAGCGAUGGCAAGAGCUUCAGCAUCUUCACCCUCUGGGAGCUUAUUCGAAAGCUGGACAAUAAGGAGCUGAAAACGUGGAUUCAGUUGGCAAUCGAGCUAGGCGUUGAACCCCCUUCGGCGGAGAAGAAGCAAAGUACGCAAAAAGUUCAGCAAUAUGCGGUGCGACUCAAGCGUUGGAUGCGCGCAAUGCAUGUAGAUGCAUUUUUCGAAUACUGCCUUGGCCAUCCUCAUCCGUACUACACCCAGCUCCCGGCCUCCAACGCAGCGGUCAGUGACACUCGCGACGGCGUACCGCUAGAAGAAGACCUUGCUUUGCGUGCGCUUGUCCCUGAGUGGAAACCGAAACGUGGGCGCAAACGGGCCGACGAAAGGGAUCAAGCUAACGAGAAGCCGGCGAAACGACCUCAGCUGGAUACUUCCGUCGGGGUAUUUCAGGCAGGUUCAUUUGCAGACCAGUCUGCAACGUUUCCGCAGAGCGCCAUCCCAUUCAGUGCUUUCCCUGACAACGAUCCAUGGAUGACUGCUGCAUCAUCAUUCCCGGCUGAUGGCUCUACUGACAACCAGCAAGGCCAAGAGCUUCGGUGGAGACCUCUAGAGCGAGACGCAUCGCCUGCUGGAUAUCCACAGUCAGCGAUAAUUCCCCGAGGGCAUCAUCCAUCAGAAGUUCUUCUGCCAACGGCAGAGCCACGCUCGGCGAUCGAUCCGUCCUCUGGUGAAAAGUCGCGAUCUCGGAGGCGGCAUGGUCCGGCGGUUUCUUCCGCCUGGCCUAACAGCAAUGCAUCGAUCACUGGGAAGACUCGGGGCAGGCCUCCGCAGAGAGGUGUUGUUUCUGGUCCAUUCUCCACGUUUCCUGUGAAUCCUAGUCGGACUGAUUCCAGGCAAAGUCAGGGUCCGGGGUCAAGAUCUUCGCCUGCUAUUGUGGUAGAGCAGAAUGCCACAACUCGCGCAGACUCCCAGUAUCAACAGUCGCCCACUCCCUUUCCUCAUGCGACUGCCAGACCAAACAAGCUUCAAUUACAAGUUCCACAACACUUAGGCGGACCUGUCCGCCUUGCCACACCACCGACGCUAAUGGUAAAUGGAAUGAGUACUCCGUCUGCCUCCCUUAAGGUGGAACCUAGUCAUCGGAACGGCUCUACCGCUCAUUCAAGUGACCUAUUCGGCGAUAGUACUGUACAGGUCGUCAUGCCGCAUACAAAUACCAAUUCUCUGUCUGAUAACAACGUGACCUUGGACAUUAGCCUUGACGAUGUUGCCCGUGUCCUAUCAGGCGAGUUACUCCGCGCAAAGCUCACAGGCAGAGUAGUACCUCUGAGCGCUGAAGAGGCUCGUUCCUUGGCAUUCUCCAUACUGAAGCGUUUGAGUGCUAAUUACAUACGACUUCCCUCGAGGCUAUCGGCUCUCGCGUCAGCUCUUUACCUCGGGCUUGGAGCGCACUUUGGCUUUACGAGCCCCGCCCCGAGCUCCAUGACGGUGAAUGUUGAAAGAGCACCUAUAGCUGCUGGGGAGGGUUCAACGAUGUCGGCCGAUAGAAUAUCGGCCAAUUUCAUCUAUUCGAUUUCCCAUGAAUACAAGCACGGUUCUCAGUUCUCCGCAAAAGUCGUGUACAGCGAUACGGGCAUCUCGAAUAUAGAUGUCGGUAAACCUGAGGGAUCGUCACGAAUGACUGAUGAUAUGGACAACAGCGUUAUUGAACUUGAUAGUAUGACGGAUGCGGAAUACGAAAUCGACGGUGCAGAAAGCACCGUGUCUGAAAUGACAUGGAAACAGCGUUACAUGAAAUUGCGAGCACAGAUGCAGAAAAGAGAGCGGUCCCUGUCCCAAUACAAACGCAAGAUUCUCGAGUCGGUGAUGGCAGACAUAUAA
Molecule: messenger RNA, 2343 nt
Organism: Aspergillus udagawae
Lineage: Eukaryota; Fungi; Ascomycota; Eurotiomycetes; Eurotiales; Aspergillaceae
Gene: abp2
Product: putative ARS binding protein Abp2
Exons: 2
Coding region: 1-2343 (780 amino acids)
Molecular function (GO): DNA replication origin binding
Source: RefSeq, a predicted model, not a curated record